AUGUUUCGUCAAGUACGCGUUUCAGAGGAUGAUUGGAACCUGCAACGGAUUUUGUGGAGACAAAAUCCGAAAGAGCAGUUACGUACUUAUCAAUUGACGACUGUGACUUAUGGAACGACACCAGCGUCGUUUUUGGCUACACAAUGCCUAGUUGCUUUGGCAGAAGAAGUGAAGGAACAAUACCCCGAAGCGUCAACGUCCAUUCUUCGUGACUUUUAUAUGGACGACUUAAUGACAGGCGCGGACAGUGUGGAAGACUGUUGUAGAAUUCAGAAAGAGGUAAACUCUAUCCUUGAUUCUGCAAAAAUGCCGCUGAGAAAGUGGUGUUCAAACUCCCAAGAUAUAAUUGAACAAAUGGGUAAACGUGAAGGUGAUACGUUGUUCACACUUGAGAUAGGAGACGGAGAAAUAGUGAAAUCUUUAGGACUGGAAUGGAAGCCACUGUUAGAUCAAUUCUUUUUUACUAUAUCUCCCACUUUACAACCGAAAUGUUUAACUAAGCGAGUGAUAUUAUCAGAUCUUAAUAAGAUUUUUGAUCCUCUUGGGUUUUUGACACCCGUGCUGAUAAAAGGUAAAAUUUUUCUGCAACAGAUGUGGGCAGAGAAAAUGGAUUGGGAUAAACCGUUGCCAAUAGCCAUGCAAACAAAAUGGAGCGCCUUCUACCAAAGUUUAGGCCAGUUGAAGGUACUAGAAAUUCCAAGGAAAGCGAUUCCAAGUCUGUCGAAGGACAUCGAAGUCCAUGGUUUCUGCGACGCCUCGGAAGAAGCGUACGCACCAUUGAAAGGAACCACCAUCCCACGCUUAGAGCUGAAUGGGGCGCUGUUACUUGCUGAAUUAGUCAACAAAGUGUCAGAGUCGUGGGGCUUUCAGUUGGGAAGUUGUCAAUUAUGGACUGAUUCGAUCGUAGUCUUGAGUUGGAUAAACAGUCAGCAAACCAGAUUAAAAUCUUACGUUCUAAAUCGAAUAUCACAAAUUUUGGAAUUAACUGAUGCGAACCAGUGGCACCACGUACGUACAGCCGAUAACCCUGCUGAUGUUAUUUCCCGUGGCAUAAGUGCCAAGGAACUGUUGAGAGCAGAUCUCUGGUGGUAUGGACCAAGAUGGAUGUCAGAUCAAAAAAGCCAAUGGAAUGCGUCAGAAGUACAGUUAAUCGAGGAUGAAGAGAUCCCGGAACAACGGACAGUAAAACUUGCAUUAGUGAUUUCUCUACCAUUAACCAAGCUCUUCGAUGCUUUCUCGAACUGGCACAAAUUAGUACGCUCAGUAGCAUGGCUCUUACGAUUCAUAAGGUAUAUGAAGCUAAAAAAAACUAUUGAAUAUCCAAAGCAUUUAUUAGUUUCCGAGUUACAAGGCGCUAAAGUCGCUGUGAUCAAAUGGGUUCAGAGAGAGUCGUUUUACGAGGAGUUUAAAUCAUUAGAAUCUAAUAAGGAACUACUUCGAAGAAGCAAAAUCAAGAAUUUGCAGCCAUUCAUAAAGGACGGUCUAAUCUAUGUCGGUGGACGUUUAGAGUAUUCCAACAUAUCUGAACAGCAAAAACAUCCUUUAAUACUACCAGCGACCCACAAAAUAACGCGCUUAAUAUUUGAAGAUCGGCACCGAGAAUUACUGCACUGUGGACCACAGGCUUUGUUGGCUGAAAUAAGAAGAAUGUAUUGGCCACUGAGAGGACGAAUAAUGGCACGUUCAGUAACAUCACGUUGUGUUCAGUGUGUAAAGGCAAGACCUAAGUUUUUGUUACCACUCAUGGCCCCAUUACCAAAGGAUCGAGUACAAUGCUCUCGGCCUUUUGCUAUCGCUGGGGUAGAUUUCGCUGGUCCGAUUGUUAUCAGAAGUGGAAUCCGGCGAGUAACCGGCAUCAAGGCCUGGAUUGCUGUUUUUGUGUGCUUUUCGACUAGGGCAGUUCACUUAGAGGCUGUGGAAGACCUAACAAGCGCUGCAUUCGUAGCUUGCUUACGUCGAUUUAUGUCAAGGCGUGGAAAAUGUAAGAGAAUUUAUAGCGAUAAUGGUACCAAUUUUGUUGGGGCGCAAAAAGAGCUCACUGCAUACAUGGAAAAAAUUGAUAAGCGAAUGGAAGGAGAAGGAAUCGAAUGGAGAUUCAACCCCCCCUCAGCUCCUCAUUUUGGAGGGCUUUGGGAGAAUGCUGUGAAAAGCACAAAAUUUCAUCUCGCAAGGAUAAUGAAGGAAACAUGGCUCACCUUAGGAGAACUCAGCACGUUAUUAUGCCAGAUAGAGGCAUGUGUAAACUCAAGACCAAUGACACCCCUGAGUAGCGACCCGUCUGAUUUAGAAGCACUAACACCAGCGCACUUUUUAAUUGGUGGGCCCAUGUUCCUACCACCUGAAAAUGAUCUCACAGAAGCCGAGCCAAAGGGUGUACGGCGUUGGAAAAGGGUACAAUAUCUGAUGCAAACAUUCUGGAAACGAUGGGAGAAUGAGUACCUGCCACAGUGUCAAGUGCGCGGUAAGUGGUUAUGCCGAACGAGACCAAUGCAGAUAAAUGACGUAGUGAUAAUAAGAAGAGAAAGUAAUCAUCCAACCAAAUGGAAUUUAGGAAGAGUCAUCCAGCUUCAUCCGGGUAAGGAUGGAGUUAUUCGAGUUGUAACUCUACGCACGGCAAGUGGAGUAGAAAUGCGUCGACCAACAGUGAAACUAUGUUGCCUUCCAGUGCAUGAUGAUGACUCAAGUGUUGAAAAAUCAGAUUUUCAACGGGGGGAGGAUGUCGACGCCAGAUAA
This is a messenger RNA of Myzus persicae (green peach aphid), 2733 nucleotides long. RefSeq lists its product as uncharacterized. The transcript is spliced from 2 exons. Bases 1 to 2733 code for a protein of 910 amino acids. Lineage: Eukaryota; Metazoa; Arthropoda; Insecta; Hemiptera; Aphididae. Gene Ontology annotation, molecular function: nucleic acid binding. The record is from RefSeq and is a predicted model, not a curated record. Gene Ontology annotation, biological process: DNA integration.